Molecule: messenger RNA, 885 nt
Organism: Drosophila biarmipes
Lineage: Eukaryota; Metazoa; Arthropoda; Insecta; Diptera; Drosophilidae
Exons: 2
Coding region: 102-836 (244 amino acids)
Source: RefSeq, a predicted model, not a curated record
CCAUAUAUAACGUAUAGAACGACGGCGACGUGAUGAACUAAUAUUCGGUGCGCUCGUAUAAAUAGCUGACACUUGACUUGGCUUGGUAUAGUCAAUGUAAAAUGGGCUCGGGCACUGCAACUUGGAUUCUACUGGGCCUGAUGGCCGGCAUCGCCUCUAUGUCUAGCGCUGCCAAUAUUCCCCGAGCCGAGGACCAGACGAUUCUCCAGAACAAUGGGAACACUUUCCUGUCGAACGGAGCUGGGCAGAUCAUCCGCGGACCGGAUGGCAGGACGGUCUUGAUAGGAUCCGAUGGCCGCAGGAUCAUUGCGGACGCCGACUCCAGCGAAGAGGACAUCUCCCAGGACUAUGGACACGGUGGAAACAACAACGUUAUCAUCAACGGCCAGUCGGGCUCGAGCAUAAUUCAAAGCAACGGGCACAGCUUCAUCUACGGAGACGAGAGCCAAGGCAGUUACAUCAACAGCAACGGACGCACUGUUCGGAUCAUAAACGGAGCCAUUGAGCUGAAUGAAAACGGAAAGGUUUACACCUUCCAGCCGAAAGCAGCAGGUGUGAACCAGAGGGAAACAGUGGACAUCAACGGACAGCCGGCUCAGGUGGAGUACUCCAAUGGAGACAUAGUCAUCGAGCUGGCCGAUCACACGGUGGUGGCCAAGGUGGCUGGACGCACAUUCCUGGGUGACCGCUACUCCUUCGACAAUCGCGACAAACUCGAGGCAGAGGCCAAGAACUAUGCCCAGCGCAUCCACCAAGAGGUGCAGGCCAGUCUCAAGAAGACCAUGGAGGAUAUCCGAGCAAAUCUGCAGGAAUCCCUGGGCAACCUAUUUGUCUAAGAUCAAGUUACUGUACAAGAGCCGCACGAAAUAAAGCGCAUUAUCAGCA